Hibiscus syriacus is the source of this 1582-nucleotide messenger RNA. RefSeq names its product plant intracellular Ras-group-related LRR protein 3-like. Lineage: Eukaryota; Viridiplantae; Streptophyta; Magnoliopsida; Malvales; Malvaceae. Gene Ontology annotation, molecular function: protein serine/threonine kinase activity; protein binding. The coding region runs from base 25 to 1401 and encodes 458 amino acids. The record is from RefSeq and is a predicted model, not a curated record. The transcript is spliced from 3 exons.
CGUCUUUCUUGAAGACGGCUUUUGAUGGAUCCCACUCUUUCAAAGUUUCCGAUUCUCUCUUACAUCUGCUCCCAACAAGACCCCUACAAUUACCCAUCGCUCCCUCGCGACAUCUCCAUCGACUUAUUCACCCGUUUCCCUCGUCUAUCCGACCCGGCAAUCCUUUCUUCACUUUCCCAAUCCAUCCCUUCCACCGUCACCCAAAGCCACUCCCUCCUACGCUCCCUUGGGCCCCGACCCGACCCAUCUGCAGUCUCCGCUGCCCGUUCCAAGAUUAUCCAGAUUCAAGAAACCCAAUCUUCCUCACAGGAGGCCGAGAUAUUUAAGUCCGUGAUCAGGUUGGAAGCGUUGCACGAGGAUUACGAGAGACAGUUGACCGAGUUGGAGGAGAAUUUGGGUCGUCUCUACCGUUCAGCUGUGGAACAAAUGAGAGGUGAAAUUGAAGUGAAUGAGGAGGUCGUGAGGAUUCUGGAAGAAGCUGAAACUGGGGUCGUUGAAAGAGUUGAGCUUUCUGGAAGGGGGCUGAGGCUUUUGCCUGAGGCCUUUGGUAAACUUCAUGGAUUGGUUCAUCUCAAUCUUUCCAGCAACCAGAUAGAGGUCAUUCCUGAUUCAAUAGGAGGUCUAAAGAAACUUGAGGAGCUUGAUGCAUCCUCCAACCAAUUGCAAUAUCUGCCUGACUCCAUUGGUUUGUUGCUUAAUCUGAGGAUCCUUAAUGUCUCGGGAAACAAGCUAAAUGCUCUCCCUGAAAGCAUAGCUCGAUGCAGCUCACUGCGUGAGUUGGAUGCAAGCUUUAACAACUUGUCAUUUCUUCCAACUAACAUUGGAUAUGGGCUCCUGAAUCUUGAAAAGCUGUCAAUCCAUCUAAAUAAGAUCCGCUUCCUGCCAUCAUCAAUCUGUGAAAUGAGGUCCUUGAGGUAUCUGGAUGCUCAUUUCAACGAGCUUCAUGGCUUGCCGCAAGCAAUCGGGAGACUGACGAAGCUUGAAGUCCUGAACCUGAGUAGUAACUUCAAUGACUUUACAGAAGUUCCUGAUACCAUUACCGAUCUGACAGAUCUCCGGGAACUUGAUCUUAGCAACAACCAAAUCCGGGUUCUACCUUACACAUUCGGCCGCCUCGGGAAAUUAGUGAAGCUGAAUUUGGACCAGAAUCCUCUCAUAGUGCCUCCAGCUGAGAUAGCAAACAAGGGGGCAGAAGCCGUGAAAGAAUUCAUGUCGAAAAAGUGGAUAGAAAUAAUCACAGAGGAGCAAAGGAGAAUCAAUCUUGAAGCUAGCAAUCAGCAAGGUCAGACGGGAUGGUUAACAUGGGGAAGUUCAUUGGUGAGCAACAUUGCGUCUGGCGUAGGAGGAUACCUAAGCGGGCCAAAGGCUCCAAGUGAUCCAUAUCUGGAUCAGCAACUGUGAUCACUUGCUGUUCCAUAUGCCUUAUGUUUAGUUGUUUUGAGAGAUCAAUGUCUCCAAAUAAGAGAAGCUUUGAAACUACAAGAUUUGUGUGUGUGUGUGUGUAUAUAUAUAUGCUGUAAUAAUGAUGAUACCCGGACACACGAGACACUAUAUACAUACAUAUGUGAGAGGUGAAUGGACG